Molecule: messenger RNA, 1030 nt
Organism: Rhizophagus irregularis DAOM 181602=DAOM 197198
Lineage: Eukaryota; Fungi; Glomeromycota; Glomeromycetes; Glomerales; Glomeraceae
Source: RefSeq, a predicted model, not a curated record
GAAAUCCCAAAUCUUACAACACGAAAUUUCACUCUUUCUGGUCGAUCUCUUAACCAAAUAUUUUUGUAAAGACAAAUAUAAAAAUUUUUAUUGAUAAAGACAUACAAUAUGGAGUCAACAAUAUUUGUAAAUAAGGAAGAGGUCCUGACGUGGGUUAACAACAACAAGAAGUCAUAUAUGAAAGCUUUUUUCAACCCCUUUCACGAUAUUUUUGACCAUUAUCUAGGGGAAAUCGUAAAGUACUAAUAAACCAGAGACAAAAGUAGCGGCGGUGUAUUAUUUUUUAGCUUUAUUCCUAAUAAAAUGGGCAGGUACACAUAUAGAAAGUAUAAUAGAAGCACUACUUCAUCGUGAGAGAACUGCGGCAGUGAAAUAUGAACAAAUCAAAAUGCAGAACACAGAAAUUUUGGAAAAAUUUGAGGACAUGAAAAAAAAUAUGGCAGAUGGUAGUUUGACAAAUGGAUUAGUAAUUCAAGAUUUAGAAAAUAGAAUCAGGAAUUUAGAAGCAGACGUAACGGCAAAGAAACGAAUAAUAUUGGAGAAAAGUGAGACGAAUAAUGCUUUAUGGGAAAAAAUAAAAGCGCUAGAAAUAAAAGAGGAAAAGAUGUUUAGUUCACGAUUAUCAUAUAGUGACAUUAAAGACAAAUUUCAUUGGCAAGCGGUUAAACGAUUGGAACUGGAUGUUCAACAUGAUGAUACAACAGUAAUUAAAGAUAUGGUGAAAACUUUUCACGCUUUUUUUGGAAAAAUUAUUAGAGUCAAGGGGAUGCGCUUUAUUAUAUUAUAUUUCAACACAGAAACACAUUUGAUGAAUGCAAUUAAUGAGUCGGCAAAGAUUAAUGACAUUAGUCAGGGAUUAUGGUUAAAAAAAGAAAACGAUUUUAUUGAUGAGAACGGUGAGUUGAAAGAACUCACUAAAAGAUCGAACUACAAGAAUGACGCCUCAAGGUCUAAUGCUUUUUGUAUGAAGUGGGAACAACAAGGUGGUCCAUCAACACAUUCCGCUCUUUCAAGAAGGCACAAUCAAUAG